ACUAACAAUACGCUUGAUCCUAUCAUGCAGCUAUUGUAUCGGACCUGCAUAUUUUGAAACUAUGUAGAUUCAUAAUUUGAAAAGCUGUUGGCUGAAAAAGGGAGGGAGAUUUGGCUUCAUUUGUCGGAUAAGAGUUUUCCACCAUGAGCGAGACGGACGCUGCUGCUAAGACGACGGAGGAGGUCGCGCCGCCCGUCGAGACGGAGAAGAAGGCCGAGGAAGCUGUAGAGGAGGUCACGCAGUCGUUGGAGGAGAUCUUGGCUCUGGGCCAGGGUCUGGAUGACGAGGACUACAAGGCCGAGCUCGAGGUGUUGCAGAAUGACCCCAACUCCAACCUCUACUCGGCCGUCACCUUCGAGGAGCUCAACCUGCCGGAACCGCUGCUCAAGGGCGUAUACAACAUGAAAUUCGCCAAGCCGUCCAAGAUUCAGUCCGUAGCGCUGCCGCUUAUCCUCGCCGAUCCCCCGGAGAACUUGAUCGGCCAGGCUCAGAGCGGCAGUGGCAAGACCGCCACUUUUGCGCUGGGUAUGCUGUACCGCGUGGACAUGAACCUCAAGGCUCCACAGGCUGUCUGUGUGGGUCCCACCCGUGAGUUAGUGCGACAGAUUAUGGCCGUGGUGAACGCUAUGGGUAAGUUCCUUGGCGUGGACACGUUCCUGGCCAUCCCCGGCAACGAUCUGGCUCGGGGUGAGACUUUGAAGGCACAGGUGAUCGUCGGUACCCCCGGCAAGAUCGAGGGUAUGAUCAAGAAGAAACAACUGGACACUCGUAACGUCAAGAUCUUCGUACUGGACGAAGCUGACGUCAUGGUGGCCGAGGACGGCAUGCGCGAACGCUCGGUGUCUAUCAAGCGAUUCAUCAAGAACCGCGCGUGCCAGUACCUGCUCUUCUCGGCCACAUACGCUGACGAUGUGCGUGAUUUCGCCCAGAAAAUGGUGCCCGACCACAACAUUAUCACGGUCAAGAAGGAGAAGCUCACGCUCGACGGCAUCAAGCAGUUCUGGAUCGACUGCAAGUCCCGCGAGAACAAAUUCCAGGUGCUAUCGGACAUUUUCGCCAUCCUGAGCAUCGGCAAGUGCGUCAUCUUCGUACAACAGCGCGAGACUGCCAAGGAACUGACGCGUCGUAUGCGUGAGAAGGGCCAUUCGGUCGGUAUUUUACACGGCGCCGACAUGGCCAAGGAGGUGCGUGACCAGGUCAUCGACGAGUUCCGUGCCGGCACGACCAACGUGCUGAUCACCACGAACGUUCUGGCUCGUGGUAUCGACGUGGCGGGCGUCUCACUUGUCGUCAACUUCGACAUCCCGCUGACUCGCGACCACCGUCCCGACCCGGAGACGUAUCUGCACCGUAUCGGCCGUACCGGUCGCUUUGGCCGCAAGGGCUGUGCUAUUAAUUUCGUGUACGACAACAAGAGCAAGCAGGACCUCGCAGAGAUUGAAGAGUACUACGCACGUCCGAUCACUCAGGCCCCUGCAGACGACAUUGAGGAACUCGAGAAGCUACUGGCUUGGGAAUAAACGCAGAAGUCAAGCAGACAGCGUAGGAAACAAGAACAUGUCAGUGUUUUUUUUCUCUAUCUGCUCUUUACACACUGAAGAAGUUGAGUUUCUUGUCGUCACCACCAGUGACGAAAGCCACGCCCUCGUUCUGGUUUCUCCAGCUUAGAUCAAGGAGUUUGCCUUCGUGUGCACUCACAGUGUGCAGCGGGAUUGUACUGCGUGCGUCCCAGACCUUGGCUGUGCCGUCGUAGCUGCCAGACACGAACAGGUGCUCGUUGUUGCUGUCCGGAUGCCAAUCCACGGAGCUCACCCACUCCUUGUGUGAGCGGAAUGUGCGCUGAACGAUACUCUCGCCACUCUGUUGAGCACGAGGGUCCCAUAGACGAACGCAGUGGUCCGGGUGGGCCGUGAGGAUAAGUCCGUUCGCGUUGACACUGAGAUCGGACACGGCACGGUUACCGACAAGUGCCUGCGAGCAGGACUGGGUCACAAGGUCCCAUAGACGUACGUUGCGGUCGCUGCCGGCAGAUACAACCACGUCUUCGUCGUGCUCCGAGGUCUUGGGACGGAACGCUACGCCCGUCACGUAGCUCGUGUGGCCCACCAGCACGAUUUCGGCUUCGAGUUGUUGGAAACUCACGGCACCGGCGUCGUCCUCCGUCUUCUUGUGUUUCUUGGCCGAGCGCUGUUCACCUGACUCCUCCGGGGUCUGCCACACACGCACUGUGUUGUCCCAACUGCCAGUAACUACACGCUUACCCAACGCGUGCAUCUGCACGGCGUCGACACUGUUCAAGUGGCCGGUAAGAGCUGCCAUUGGCGACAAUUUGGACAACUUAAUCGUGUAUCUCCAGAGCUGUGCGAGCUGAUCUUUGCCACUGCUGGCAAUGAUAAACUCUCCACUCUUGCUGGAUGCUACACUCACUGCUUUAAUGGCGCCCUGGUGAGCCUUCACAGAGGCCUUGCAGUCUCCCUGAGCGUCGUACACACGCAGUACGCCGUCAUAGCAACCGGUGACGACCAGUUCGUCAUCCAGAGAUGCUACAGCACUGACCCAGUCCGGAUGGUCACUGCCGUUCUGCUUUUGCGGUUCAGGAAGCGCCUCCACGUACUCGAGUGUGAGCAGAGCCUCCUCUGAGACGCCGUGAGUCUGCAGAUACUUGUCCAGCGACGAGCGCAGAAACAAACCGUCGAUAAGGAAGUCAAAAGGCCGAGGUGAGUCGCCCGUGGCCAACAGGUGGUUAACCACUUGCGAGAGUCCGCGGCGAUUGAGACGCGUAGGCACCGCGAACGGAGUCUCCGUCACGCGGAUAGAUGCGUCCUUAGUCACGAACUUGACGCGAACCUGUACAGCAUUGACACGAUGAGAUUAGCCGCGAUAUAUACUAUUUGCUGUUGAAGGAGUUUCUGCUAUCGAAC
Phytophthora nicotianae INRA-310 is the source of this 2921-nucleotide messenger RNA. RefSeq lists its product as hypothetical. The record is from RefSeq and is a predicted model, not a curated record. NCBI's taxonomy places the organism in Eukaryota, Oomycota, Peronosporomycetes, Peronosporales, Peronosporaceae. Gene Ontology annotation, cellular component: nucleus; cytoplasmic stress granule. Gene Ontology annotation, molecular function: RNA binding; RNA helicase activity; ATP binding. Bases 144 to 1520 code for a protein of 458 amino acids. The transcript has 3 exons. Gene Ontology annotation, biological process: poly(A)+ mRNA export from nucleus.